AUGCUUAUCUUACCCCUUCUGCUAAUUGUUGUGACUGCAAGCUCUCUCUCCGCCGCACACCCCCACCCCACCGAUACCGUCAACGUCACAAGCACGACCUACUAUCUCCAGAUCGCGAUCAAAAACUCGCUCCCAGUACCCCUAAAGCAUAUCCGAUUCGCCCACAUCAGCAAGCAGGAGCUGAACGUCCAGACCUGGGACGACGUGCCGAGCGGCCAGACCCUCCCCGCCGUCUGGAUCAAAUAUGCGACAGGCAUUUUCACUGGCAGCGACACCUGGAACCUGGACAUCACCUUCGAAGACGGCGAGACGUUCUACAUCGACCGCGACAGCACCUGCAACCUGCAGGAGUCCGACAGCGGGCAAGUGUACACGUGGACCAUCGAGGGGUCAACGUUCCAUAUGCCGAUGAACAGUGACGGCAUGAACACGCCGAUCCACAACAACGACGACGAGGAUGAGUUCAAUACCUACGCGUUCGCACGGAUCAAGAAUGAAUUCGACCAGACGUUUGAAUGGUCCCAACUCGCGCAUACGCACGAAGGGACGGGCGAGAGGCGGAGCGAGUGGACGACCUCGAUCCCUCCCCAGGGUUUCUCGCCGGUGGUGCCGGUGUACUUCACCACGGGGUUCGGCAACACGGAUACGGAUUUUUGGGCGGUGCGCGCGAAGUACAGUGCCGAUGGCGGGGUGCACUACCUCCUACGACAGACGGACGAGAACUACAAGUGCAUGCUGAAGUCCGGGGAUGCGGGGCAGUUGUUCCAUGUGGGCAUUCGGGGCCAGCAUUCGAGGAGUGGGGAUUUUAUUUUGGAUAUUCCGAGUGGGUCGUGUACGGUUGGACUGGUGCAGUCGAAGGAGGGGACUACUGGGUCUGUGAAUGUUGAGUUGUAG
Molecule: messenger RNA, 894 nt
Organism: Aspergillus japonicus CBS 114.51
Lineage: Eukaryota; Fungi; Ascomycota; Eurotiomycetes; Eurotiales; Aspergillaceae
Exons: 5
Coding region: 1-894 (297 amino acids)
Source: RefSeq, a predicted model, not a curated record